AUGUCAAAUGUAAAUUUCACUGGGAAAAAUGUAGACAGCUUUAUAAUUACUGGAUUUGACCACCUGCAGAACCUAAAAUUCCUCGGAUUCCUUAUUUUAAUUACCUACAUGCUCAUAUUGCUUGGGAACGGCAUCAAUCUGUGCAUCAUUUUGAUGGACAGACGUUUACACAAACCAAUGUACAUAUUAAUCUGUAACCUUGCUGUUGUCGACAUAAUGUUCUGCUCUACGUGCAGCACAACCAUGAUUUCAGUGCUGCUGGCUGAGAUUAAAACUGUUUCAUAUUACUCUUGUAUUUCAAGGGUGUACUUAUAUCAUCUGGGUGAUAUCACAGAGUGCAUGGCUCUGUCUUUGAUGGCAUUAGACCGACUUAUUGCAAUUAGACUUCCGUUAGGGUAUCACAGCAUUGUAACAAAUUCACGAACAGUUCAGCUUAUUUUGCUGACCUGGCUCAUUGGUUUCAUUGUAAUGGGGUUUGUAACAUAUGUGGUAGAUGGUCUUCCAUACUGCCAGCCUGUCAUCAGAUAUGUGUUUUGUGAUUAUCCUUCAAUGGUCAGAGCUGCUUGUGUCAAUCCUGAACCCUAUUUUUUAUUGCCAGCAAUGCUUAGCCUGUGGUUGAUUUGUGGAAUGUUCCCAUUUAUUCUGUGCACUUAUGCUGUUCUAGCAUAUAGUGUGACCAAACUCUCCAACAACUCAAGCAAAAAGCAAAUGAUCAACACAUGUUUGAGUCACCUCAUUGUUUUGUUCAGUUUUUUUGCUCCAAAACUGGUCUCUAACUUACUAACUCGAAUAGGAGUAGUGCUAAAUUUAACAGAGCGAAAUGCAAUAUUGAUUGUUGCCUCCCUUGUUCCUUCCCUAAUAAACCCCACUGUCUAUUGCAUCAGGACUAAAGAGAUCAGAAAACGAUUAGCAGAUGUAUUUUUUGGUAAAAAAGUUUGCACUAAAGAUCCUCACUGGACGCUCCUCGAGUUAGUGGAGGAGGCCCUGCUUGUUAGCGGCUCACCUUUCACUGUGGGUGUGGAGGAAGAGGACUUUAAAUCUCCUACCACAGUGGCCGCUUCCCCAGAGUCUCCUCCAGAGGUUCCGCCUGCCUUCAUCGAGCCUCUCCUAGCUCUGCCCUCAGAGUCUGCCACGCGAUUCCCAGAUGACCGCUCAAAAAUUGCUUUCAUCAUCUCCCUCCUCACCGGAAGAGAUCUUCAAUGGGGAGACGCUAUGUGGAAGCAGGGAGGCACCAUUAUGCAAUCCAUUGGGGCUUUCACAGGGCACUUCCAGGAGGCUUUCGAACCAUCUGCUGGGGAUUUCCACACCAGUGAGCAACUGAGUUUUGCUCUCGCUGGUUUUGAUGACUCACGUGGUUUGGAAUCCCUCAUUCAAUACUCCAUCCGCGUGGAAUGA
Messenger RNA from Myxocyprinus asiaticus (Chinese sucker), 1395 nucleotides. RefSeq names its product olfactory receptor 6N1-like. The coding region runs from base 1 to 1395 and encodes 464 amino acids. The transcript has 3 exons. The record is from RefSeq and is a predicted model, not a curated record. Gene Ontology annotation, biological process: G protein-coupled receptor signaling pathway. Gene Ontology annotation, molecular function: olfactory receptor activity; G protein-coupled receptor activity. NCBI's taxonomy places the organism in Eukaryota, Metazoa, Chordata, Actinopteri, Cypriniformes, Catostomidae. Gene Ontology annotation, cellular component: membrane.